This is a messenger RNA of Caenorhabditis bovis, 657 nucleotides long. NCBI's taxonomy places the organism in Eukaryota, Metazoa, Nematoda, Chromadorea, Rhabditida, Rhabditidae. The record is from the annotation of a GenBank genome assembly.
AUGCUUCAUCUACUUUCUUCCAACUUCAGACAAGUGUCACCGCCCCUGUCGAAAACUCAACACUGGAACAACUGCAAUUGUUUGCAGCACGUCAUAUCUCGACAGAAAAAGCCCAAUACAAAGAAAACAUUCAAGUUAGUAACUGCUUCAUUCCCGUCAAUUCAACUCAUUUCAUCUUUAAUUGGAGAUGAGCUACUUCCAUUGAAUGCAUACUCAUACUCGAGCCUAUCAGAUUUGAUUUAUGAUCACGGCGAUGAUGAGGAUUCCGAGGAUGAUGACGAUAAUGUUUUUCUUACUACUGAACACAUGAUCUUACAAAAUGAAAUCAAUGCAAAACUUGAUCAUUCACUGAAACGCGAGCAAUGGAAGUUUGAUCUAGUCCAGAUCUUGAGCGCUGUUCGAGAUACAAGUAAUUACAGAGAAAUGCUUGAAAGAAAAUCUCUGACCGAGCUUAUUCUAACUUACAAUCGAACAUUUGAUAAAAGCUCAAUUUGGAAUCCUGAGACGUCAACACGAUUUGUUCCUGUUUUUGGCUCUUGGGUGCCACCAUCAAAGCUACAGCUUACCACGGAUGGACCAUUACCGACCAAUCAUCCAUUAUUUAGUGAGACGUUCUUCCCGGAUGAAUCCCCACGUUCGGAUCAUUUGGAACUAUAG